This is a messenger RNA of Physcomitrium patens, 1069 nucleotides long. Its product is annotated as pathogenesis-related protein R minor form. NCBI's taxonomy places the organism in Eukaryota, Viridiplantae, Streptophyta, Bryopsida, Funariales, Funariaceae. The record is from RefSeq and is a predicted model, not a curated record.
UGGCCAAGGUUCCACCAAGCCCAUAAAAAGAAAGCGAAUUUUCUUCCAAUAUCACACUCAUCGACGCCAUUCACCUUCAACCUUUUAGUCACCGUUUCUAAGACCUUGGCCUGUUCUUGAGUGUCUUUGCCUUGGUUGAGGCAAUUACGUGAUGUCGAAACUGAUGGUGUUGGUGGUUGCUGCCGUUGCAGCAAGUUUGGCCCUCAGCUCCGUCAAUGGAGCGAGGAUCGACAUUAUCAACCAGUGUGGGCAAACCAUUACAGCAUGUGCCACCUGCUGCGGCGGAGCACAAGUGAACUGUUAUGCGCUUGGAGGCCGCGGUGGCAGACAACAAAUCAACGUUGGUGGCAACUGGCCCGCCGGUGUUAUCUGGGGCUUCCCAGGCGGCAGUGCGAAUCCGAAUGAGGGCAACAACGCCAAGCCUCAAGCUAAUUUGGCUGAGUUCACCAUUGGCGCCGGAGGCAUGGAUUACUACGACAUCAGCAAUGUGGAUGCAUACAAUUUGCCAAUGAGAAUGGCGCCUACCCAAAUUGCUGGUGGAGGAUCACCAUCAGGAACUCACUGCGGAACUAUAAUUUGCGCUAUCAACGAUCUGAUCGGCUUUUGCAAUGGACGCAACAGGCUUACGGGGCCACCAGGAAAUGGAUGCAAGAAUGUCGACGGACCUGGGCUGAAUCCUACCGAUGGCACACGCGCAUUCAAGAACCGCUGCCCAACUUCGUACUCGUACUCCAAAGACGACGCAGGCACUGUAUUCGGCUGCAACACCGGAAGCAACUACGAAGUAGUGUUCUGUCCCUACGGAUCUGUCCCGGAGUCCGAAGAAGUCAUCCGAGAAAUUGUUGAUUGAGCGUCGUAUCAGCCGAAUAUAAUUAUUAUAUAGUCGAAUUUUAAUUUAAUUGUCUAGACUUUUAACUUACAUAGGAGAAUGUUAAAUAGACCCACUAUUUUACUACAUCGACCUAUCUUAUUGUAACCAUUAUUAGAAAAAUGGAUCAUUUCCAAAAACCAUCAUUACAAUCAUGGCCCUGAUCUUGUUCCUCCUCAUUCCUAACCUUUUGUUCCUUUU